Messenger RNA from Rotaria sp. Silwood1, 3135 nucleotides. Lineage: Eukaryota; Metazoa; Rotifera; Eurotatoria; Philodinida; Philodinidae. The record is from the annotation of a GenBank genome assembly.
AUGAAUUCGGAUCUCGAACUUUUUCUGUAUCCAAAUGAAAAUGGAUUCAUUGGAAAACUUACAUUAAACUUAUCGGAUGAUAGCAAUAUCAAUGAAAGUCUUCUAUCAAAAUCAAAUGUUUAUACCAUCGUCAUUCUCGAUCGUUCUGGUUCUAUGGGUAAUUCUGUGCCCAGAUUUGUCAAUGAAAUUUUACCUCUAAUUUUCAAAUCUUUAAAUUAUGAUAACAAUGACAUAAUCACAUUAAUUACAUUCGAUAGUACUCCUAAUAAAUAUACGAUUCCAAUCAAACAAUUAGCUGAUUACAAAAUCAAAUGUCAAGGUCAAACAUUCAUGGCACCAGGUAUUACAAUGUUAACUCAAUUUAUUCGAAAUGAAUUACCAAAAGAUUGUAAUGCUUUACGAUUAUUAACCAUAUCCGAUGGAGAAGUUCAUGAUCAAAACCAAGUACAAACAGCAGCAGCUCAAUUAACAUCAUUAAUUAAAAAUGAUUUUAUUAUUAAUUCACAAGCUGUUCGACUUUUCACGUCAUCUUCUCAACCAGAUACACGAGCUGUUUCAAGUCUUUUACAAUUAAAUAAUGUAUCAAAUGUAAAUUUACUUGAUUUAAAAACAAGUUUAACUAAUAUGGAAAUUUCGGCUACAAUAGCUAGUCUAUUUUCUGGAGAUUCAUUGAAUCGACAUGCUAUACUUAAAUCAGAAGAAACUAUUCUGAAAAGUACUCCAUGGCAAACUUCAAGUUAUGAUACAAUAUCAUUAUUUCCUGGUGAAAAUUUAUUUUGGCUAAAUAAAUUACCAACAGGAAAUUUAAUUGUGGGUCAAAAAAAUGUUAAAAUUCAUAUGCAAGAAGGUUUAACUGUUGAUACAUAUGAAAAAUUAUUGAAAACAAAAAUUGAAUAUUAUAUAAAUCAGUUAAAAAUUCUUAAAAUUGUUAAUACAGUUGAAUCACAAAAUGAAAUAAAUGACAUUAUGAAUUAUUUUCAAGGUAUUGAAAAUUCUCUAUUGUCGAAUGAAAAAGAUGUUAACAUUUUACUUAAUGAUUCAAGUUUACGUGCUCGUUUACAAUAUUUAAAAACUUCAAUUAUUCGUAAAAAGAAAUCAUUUGUUAUGCGAAUGUCACAAAUAGCUAAUGAUGAUAAAGUUUCUCAAUUAAAUUCUGCACAACAAGCAGAAUAUUUACGUGCUUUAGAUAAUACUUCGAAAAAUGCACGUGGUUUAGCUCGACGUGCUGUAACACAAGGUUUAGAUUUUAAUGAAAUUCUUCGUAAAGAAGUUCGAAAAAUGGCUGAACAUAUUCAAGAAUUAGCUGAUAUUGAUGAUAGUAAUCAUUUAGUAUCAUUUUUUUCUCAAGAUACUACACUUGGUGGAAUUCGAACGGUUUGUCAAUUAGUGACUGAUGACAUGUUGGAUGAUGUUAGUGCUAAUGAUAUUUUACGAAUGAUUAAUAUAGUAGGAGUUGCUUGUUCGGGUCCAAUAGGUGAAUUUCCAGAUCCGAUGACAUGGCGUGUCAAUGAAUUAUUUUUAGGUUGUUAUGUUAGUUUAUCUGAUGUUUUAACAGCUUUUAUGCAAUCAAGAGGCCAGCAAUUACAAACACCGGCUACAAAUAAAGUGAUUACGAAUGUAAUUCCGAUUAUUGAAAAUGAACAGAUUGCUCAAUUUUUAUAUAAGAAUGCUCCUUCAUUAUUGGAAUAUACAUGUUCUAUUGGUAUGAGACGUUUAUUGGCUGAUGUUCCUAUGACUGGUGGUUAUACUAUUUGUGCUGGUGUUUGGAAAUUAGUCGAAGAUUUAAACGAGAAUAAAUCAGAAUUACAUUUAAAAACUUUUGAUCAACUAGUGAAAACUUAUGAAAUAGUUGUUGGAAAUUAUUUUCAACAUAUAAUGCCUUAUAUCAAAGAACAAGAUGAUCGAUUAUUAUCUUACUAUAUUGCAAAUAAUGGAACAACAAAUAUGAUAAGUCCAUUUAUUAAAUUAUAUCGUGAAAAUAAUGGUAAAAAAUUAGAACAAAUACCAAAAAUCUUACGUGCUUUAUAUACAUAUGAAAUUUGGCAAGCUAUUCGAAAACAAUAUAAAAAUCGUGAUGAUUCAGAUUUAAUAGCACAAAAAAUGCUCGAUCAAUUAAUUGGACUUGAUUUAAAUAAAUAUAAAACUUUAGUUCAGCCAUUAUUUGAAAAUGAACCAACAUUAGAUGAAAUACAAUUUCAUGAUCAAAUACAUAUUGAUGAAUCGUAUCUAGAUGAAUUACUUGAAACGGUUUAUUAUGUUGAUUAUAUUACUUUACUACCAAAAUAUAUUUCUGCUGUUAUUAAUAACAAUAUUGAUAAUAUCAAAGAUAUUCCUAUCAUUAAUCAAAACUUCAUCUGUGAAACAUUAGAAAUAAAUUAUGAUAUAAAAACGUUUAAGUUUUAUAAUGUUGUUCAAGCACUUCUCUUUACUAGUAAAGCUAGUCGAGUUAAUAGUGAUAAUGAAAAGAUGAAAAUUAUUGAUUUAAUAGAUGAGAAAGCAGCAAAAAAGAUGGUACAAGAUUAUAUUCGUAAACGAUUUGAAAAUCAAUAUGCUACUGAUUUAGCUGUAAAAGGACGUUCAGAACGUGCUGAAUUAGUUGUUCAAUUAGUUCAAGCAAUUAUACAAUCUCGAGAUCAUAAUGAAAUGAUUAAAUUAAUGCGAGAUGGUUUAACACAUGGAAAGAUUCAUUUAGCAAUUACAAAUUCUUCAAGUUUGGGAUUUAUUGAAUUAAAAAAUAAAUUAUUAAAUCUAAAUGAAAAGAUUCCUCGACGUUUGGAUAUUAUUAAAGUAUUUUUAUUAGGACGAGAUUAUAAAAAUAAUGAUGAACAUGUUUGGAACAAUGGAAAUGUUUUGUUUACAUCGAAUUUAGGUGAUUUUGAGAAAAUAUUUGUUACCUUAGGUUUUGCUAAUGAAUGGGAAAAAGUUAAAGCUGAAUAUAUGAAACGUAAUUUACAUAUUUAUCGAGAUGGAUUUAAUCGUCAUGGACAUGGAAAUACAAAACCGUCGUAUUGGGCAUAUGGAUUUAUGACAUUACAAUUAUAUAAAGAUAAUGUUCCAGCUGAUGUUUUUGAAGAAUAUUGUAAAAUUCAUCAUGAUUGUUGUGGAGUAUCACAAAUUAUGGGACUAUUGAAGUAA